Molecule: messenger RNA, 966 nt
Organism: Closterium sp. Yama58-4
Lineage: Eukaryota; Viridiplantae; Streptophyta; Zygnematophyceae; Desmidiales; Closteriaceae
Source: the annotation of a GenBank genome assembly
AUGGAGGGCAGAGCAUCAGGGGCAGCUGAGUGUAUAAAAGUGGGCCUCCAUCUGCCACAUGCUCUGCGCAUUGGCAUCAUCCCUGCCGGAUCUACUGAUUGCAUCAUUAUGAGCGUGACAGGCUCUCGAGACCCCACCACGGCAGCUCUGCACGUGGUUCUGGGCCACCGCAUGCCUCUGGACGUGGCGAGAAUCACCACGUGGAAGGAAGAGGAGCAAUCAGGGAAGCAAGGCGCGCAAUCAGAUGAGGAAAAAGAGGAGGAGAGGGGGAAGGCAGAGAGAGGUGGAGAUAUUGCGGGCAGUGGAGGCAGGGAGGACUGGGGAGCAGGAGAAGCGGAGCAUGCGAGAGAGGGGUUUGUGGGUGGAGAUGGAAGAGAUAUGGCUGGGAGCGAAACAGAAGGGGCUAAGGCAAAGACAGAAGAAAAGGAGGAGGACGACGAGGGUGUGGAGGUCCGCUAUGCUGCAUCCUUUUUCGGAUAUGGGUUUUAUGGCGAUGUGAUUCGCCGCAGCGAGGGGCUCAGAUGGAUGGGGCCAGCGCGGUACGACUAUGCUGGGCUCAUGACAUACCUGCACCACAGCAGCACCGAUCUCUCCCAGCUCGCACGCUCCUCCCACAGCCUCCUCACACUCGACAGCUCAUCACUCGACCCGGCCCAGAACUCUCACAGUCAAUCGGGUGCUGCCACGUCAGCACCUGUGGGUGUAGCUGAGCAAGAGGAGUUAUUGCAGAAAGGAGGGCAGAGUGGAGAGGGUGUGUGUGCGGUGGGGGGGACGGAGAAGCAGAGUGAGGGGCUGAGGCCCUGUUGGAGGAUGGUGCGAGGAAAGUUCCACAGUGUGGGGGCGGCAGUGAUGUCAUGCCGCAAUGACAAGGCGCCAGAUGGCGUCGCGGCACAGGCCCACCUAGCGGACGGCAACCUGCAUCUCAUCCUCAUCCGCAAGUGCUCCCGCCCCGAGUACCUGCAGUAA